AUGUCUCUGUUACUUGACGACAUGUAUAAUGGGACUGCACCUGAAUCAUCCUUUCAAGUAGCUGGAACAUUGUAUAGGAACAUAUAUUAUCUUGUGGAUGGGAUCUAUCCGGAGUGUGCUUGUUUUGUAAAGUCAUUGUCUUGUCCAAAUGAUCGCAAAAGGUUAAAGUUUAAGAGAUCUCAAGAGAAGACAAGAAAAUAUGUUGAACGAGCAUUUGGAGCUUUGAAAAAACGUUGGCAUAUUCUUAAAUAUCCCACGCCUUAUAUGGAGGAGAAAAAUAUGAGCGAGGUGAUGUAUACUUGUAUCAUAUUGCAUAAUAUCAUUCUCGAAGACGAAGGAAAUACAAUAUGUAAGUAUAACGAAAACGAGAUUGUUCUAUCGACACAAGCUUUUGAGGUUGGAAACACGGAGUACAUGUUGAGGAGGGCAAUAGUUCAUGAUGUUGAGAAAUAUCAUGUUCUUCGUAGGGACUUGACAGAACAUAUUUUGAACGUCGACCAUAUAGAUCUUAAUGCAGAAUCGGUCGACGAUUUGGAAGGUCAAUUUUCCGAUAAAGAUGUCAUUUAG
This is a messenger RNA of Lactuca sativa (garden lettuce), 567 nucleotides long. RefSeq lists its product as uncharacterized. The record is from RefSeq and is a predicted model, not a curated record. Lineage: Eukaryota; Viridiplantae; Streptophyta; Magnoliopsida; Asterales; Asteraceae.